AACCAUUCGACAAUUGACGUUUCAUUCCAAAUUAUUUUUUAUUUUAUUUCUUAUCGGAAAACUUAUUUAAUUUAAGUCUUUUAGGCGUUAUAUUAUUUUUUAAAGCUGGACUUAAAACCAGAUUUGAAAUUUGUGCUGCGAGUAAAGUAGUCCUAAGGCACUUUGUAAUACCCAUCUCCUCAAUAGAGCUCAAAAAAAUUUGCAAUAGUGAAAUGUGGUACUGAUCUAGUUCUUUUUGUAACUUUCUUGCAUCAAUUUCUGCAAAUAUCAAUUUUAACAUAUUAGCAAUAUGGCUAGUACAUCACGCUAUGAUGCAAAUAAAGUCUGCUGUUCUUCCCAUCCAGAUGCCCCAUUGAUAGAAGAUUACAGAGCAGGUGAUCAAAUAUGCUCAGAAUGUGGACUUGUAGUUGGUGAUCGAGUAAUUGAUGUUGGUUCAGAAUGGAGAACAUUCAGUAAUGAAAAGAAUGGAGUUGAUCCUUCUCGUGUCGGUGGACCAGAAAAUCCACUACUGGGGGGUUCAGAUCUGACUACAAUGAUUGGACCCGGUCGAGGAGAUGCAAGUUUUGACUCAUUUGGUGUGGCUAGGUAUCAAAAUAGACGCACAAUGAACAGCUCAGACCGAGCUUUGAUUAAUGCAUUUAAAGAAAUUAAUGCUAUGGCUGAUCGCAUUAAUUUACCUAGAACUAUUGUUGAUAGGGCCAAUAAUUUGUUUAAACAAGUUCAUGAUGGACGUAACUUAAAAGGACGUUCAAAUGAUGCUAUAGCUUCAGCUUGCUUAUACAUAGCCUGUCGACAAGAAGGUGUGCCUCGAACAUUUAAAGAAAUCUGUGCUGUGAGCAAGAUUAGCAAAAGAGAAAUUGGCAGAUGCUUCAAACUAAUACUCAAAGCCCUGGAGACUUCUGUUGACCUUAUCACUACAGGCGAUUUUAUGUCUAGAUUCUGUUCAAACUUAGGACUUCCAAACAUGGUGCAAAGGGCAGCCACACAUAUUGCAAGGAAAGCAGUUGAGCUGGAUAUUGUUCCUGGAAGAUCACCAAUAUCAGUUGCUGCUGCUGCUAUCUAUAUGGCCUCUCAAGCCUCAGAAGACAAAAGAAGCCAAAAGGAAAUUGGAGAUAUUGCUGGUGUUGCUGAUGUAACUAUUAGGCAGUCAUACAAAUUGAUGUAUCCUCAUGCAGCAAAACUAUUCCCGCCAGAUUUUAAGUUUGCUACUCCCAUAGAACAAUUGCCACAAAUGUAGAUUCUUUGCAAACACCAAUAGGUAUAGAGGUAACUUGUUUUUUCUUAAACAUCAUGAAUAUACUUUUAGGUUAUUAAGAAGUUGCACCCAUUUUUAUUAAGUUAUUACAGAAUCUUUAGUUUGGGUUUGUUUUGUAAGUUUCUCUAGAAUUUAUAGUUUUGUCUACUUUUUACUAGGUAUAUAUACAAUUCAAUGAAAAAUAUUUCUGUUGUGGAUGCGGGCUGUCUACAGCAGUGACCAUAUAUGACUAUUUUUUUAAUGUACAUCAUACUAAGAUCACAUGGAUAUUAUUGCCAAUUGUUAUUUGUUCAGAAGCUUUUAAAAUAUAAUCAUAAUAUAGAAUAUGAAGGCCUAUAAAUUUUGUAUCACUAGUUUGUUAAGUAUUAAAAUUAGGUAUAUAUGAUAUUUUCAUUAAAGAAUUUGUUAUUA
Anthonomus grandis grandis is the source of this 1666-nucleotide messenger RNA. RefSeq names its product transcription initiation factor IIB (gene TfIIB). Bases 290 to 1237 code for a protein of 315 amino acids. Lineage: Eukaryota; Metazoa; Arthropoda; Insecta; Coleoptera; Curculionidae. The record is from RefSeq and is a predicted model, not a curated record. The transcript has a single exon. Gene Ontology annotation, molecular function: RNA polymerase II general transcription initiation factor activity; TBP-class protein binding. Gene Ontology annotation, biological process: transcription preinitiation complex assembly; transcription initiation at RNA polymerase II promoter. Gene Ontology annotation, cellular component: transcription preinitiation complex; nucleus.